Molecule: messenger RNA, 1797 nt
Organism: Orbilia oligospora ATCC 24927
Lineage: Eukaryota; Fungi; Ascomycota; Orbiliomycetes; Orbiliales; Orbiliaceae
Exons: 1
Coding region: 1-1797 (598 amino acids)
Source: RefSeq, a predicted model, not a curated record
AUGGACAAAAUUACCCACUAUCCGUACAAUGAGCUGGAGCACGAUAGCGAAAAGAGGACUACAAGCCAAAGCAAGGUCAAUGAUACCAAACGCCACGGCAGCUUCAUCAUUCCUCCAACCAAAUUGGCAGAAUCCCCAUUUCACGAUGAAGCACGUGGAUCUUUGGGCUGUGGAAGGCUGCAGCAUAAGCCCGUGACUUUCUCACCGAAGAAGAAGAGUGUUCAGAUGCUAAAAUAUCGCGUCAGGAACCAACAUGGAGAGUUCGAAGAUGAAACAGAAGGUGAAGAUAAAGAAAAUGAAACCGGUGGCCAAGCUGACAGUACUUGGAAUGCGAACCAAAGCGAUGAAGAUCUAGAUCUAGAAGAUUCCGGGUUUGAGUUUGGUUUCGAGAAGGAACCCGAUAGCCUUACAACUAGACUACCUGAUAACAUCAGAAUCGAACAUCACAAACCAACCGAGGCUAAAGGUCAUGAAUCAAUAUUAAUUGAAACAAAAGCUCAUGAAACAGUCGUGAUCAAAACUCAAAAUCAUGAAUCUAAGACCCAAGAUCAUGAGAUCGAAGCCGAGGGUCACAUCAGCCCGAUCGAAUCUGAAGAUGAUGAAACGAUCAAAGCUAAAGCAGAAUAUGAAGCUUCUGACACAGAUAGCUUUCAACGAGCUGCCUCCGUCACUUCUUCAUGCAUCGACUCUCUCGAGAAUGCUUCGAUCGUUUCAGCGAAGGAAGUCAUGAUCACAUCUCACACCGCUAAAGAAGUCUCAUUGGAAGAACGCUCACUCAUCCAACCUUACGAUGAUGACAUGACUGCACCAUUGAUACCUAAGUCAAAGCAGUUCGAGACUACCGUCUACGGAAGGGAAGGGACUCACCGUGUCUUCCAAUUUUUUAGACGACAAUCCCAACCCGCAACCGAACUGGGCUUGAACAAGGAAAAUAAUCCAAAGAACGAAAAUGAUGCAGCUAUUCGGGUUCCAAGAGUCGGACGUCGUCGCCCUCGCCCUCCACCCCCCGGAGUCGAGAGAUUGGAUUACGAUACAUACCCUGGCUUGGUCUCGCGCCCUGAAGGAAAGAAAGAUCAAGGGUCUCAUACCCCGGUUUCGCCUCCAGAAUUCAAAAAAGACGCAGUCCAGACUCUGUUGUCCCCCCCGAAGGCCGCGAAAGAACAGGCAACUGCCUUGGAGCCAAGCACCUCUGCUUCAACUCUCAAUAGGACCAAAGUCACCAUCCUACCAUCUCCAUCUUUCUAUCCACCUUCUCCAGAUGGGCCAGCCCCACCUCCCCCACCAAAGGACACCAAUAAAACCUAUCAAGGACGUCAAACUCCAGGUCAACGCAGCGAAACUCCAAACCGUCGCCCGACACCAUCUCCAACUCCUUCCAAAAAGUACAAGGAACUCAACCUCAGGCCACCAAUUCCCAUCGUGCCUCUUCAACAGACCAUGCACCUAUAUGCUAGCACCGGACACCUUCCUCUCCCCAAACACAACCACAACAGUGUUAACAGCAACACACUCGAAGCAAAGGAGAAGGACAGCCUCGCUGGCCUCCCUAACUUCAGUCGUCGAAGGACACUCUUUGGAAACCGCCUUGCCGUUCCAAACCCCAAUGAGAACCAUCUUCGUCGAGCUACUUACAACUCACCUUCUACCCACUCGGUUCGUUUGCCAAUACCUCAGAGCCUCGGGAUGCAACUUCCCCAAAGGCCUGGUACGUCUUGUGGCACUAAUCGACCGGAUAGCAGCGCCACUGCUCAAAACUCCAAGAGGGAGAGGUUUAAAAACUUCUUUAGGAAGCUUUGA